GCCGCUGACCCUGCCCGACUUCUUUAAGGAAGCUGGGCCAGGAGCCCAGCGGGAGUGACUUGCCCAGGGUCGAAGAGGUGAAGUCACUUGUGCUGGAGCGUUACUUUGCAAGUGUUCCUGGGACUCGGGCCCCCAGAGGACAGUCCUGGGCAGGGAAAGGCUGACCUGCUUCUCCUCUGGUGCCCAUGUACUGAUUGAUUGCUGCCCCCCCGUGAUGCGCUGCAGAAGACUGAGCCUGGGCCUGGGGUCCUGCCUGCUAGUCGUUGUGAGCCUGUGCUUUGGAUGGGUGUAUGUUGAGAACUGGCUGCCUGUCUACUAUGUCCCCUAUUUCCUCCCUUGCCCUGAGAUCUUUAACAUGAAGCUGCAGUACAAGGGGGAGAAGCCGUUCCAGCCUGCGGCACAGUCAAACUACCCACAACCCAAGCUGCUAGAGCAGAGACCCACAGAGCUGCUGACACUCACGCCCUGGCUGGCACCCAUUGUAUCGGAGGGGACCUUUGACCUGGCGCUUCUGCAGAGCAUCUAUCAGCCGCUGAACCUGACCAUCGGGCUCACAGUGUUUGCUGUAGGGAGGUACACCACCUUGAUCCAGCCCUUCCUGGAAUCGGCUGAGGCAUUCUUCAUGCAGGGCUACCAAGUGAACUACUACGUCUUCACUAAUGACCCUGAGGCCAUACCCCACGUGCCGCUAGGCCCUGGCAGGCUCCUCAGCAUCAUCCCCAUCCAGGAUCACUCCAGCUGGGAAGAGAUCUCCAUGCGCCGGAUGGAGACCAUCAGCCAGCACAUUGUCAGGAGGGCGCACCGCGAGGUGGACUACCUCUUCUGCCUCGAUGUGGACAUGGUAUUCAGGAACUCGUGGGGCCCUGAGACCCUGGGGGACCUGGUGGCUGCCAUUCACCCGGGCUACUAUGCCGUACCCCGCCAGCAGUUUCCCUAUGAACGCAGGCACAUCUCCACUGCCUUUGUGGAGGACAGUGAAGGGGACUUUUAUUAUGGUGGGGCGGUCUUUGGGGGCCGGGUAGCCAAAGUAUAUGACUUCACCAGGGGCUGCCACAUGGCCAUCCUGGCAGACAAGGCCAAUGGUAUCAUGGCCGCCUGGCAGGAGGAGAGCCACCUGAACCGCCGCUUCAUCUCUCAAAAGCCCUCCAAGGUGCUGUCCCCUGAGUACCUCUGGGAUGACAGUAAGUCCCUGCCACCCUCCCUGAAGCUAAUCCGCUUUUCGACCGUGGAUAAGGACACCAAGUGGCUGAGGGGCUGAUGGCAGAGCAAGGCCUGCCACAUCCAGAGACCCAAAACCUUGUAGCCAGGUCCUCCUAGCGGAGCACCUGGGUCCCCUGGGGCUCCCAGCAGAGCACCUUGCAUCAGGGUCUCUUCAAGCUGCAGGUGGCCACCAGCCCUGCCCUGCUUACCUCUGCCUGCCAGGAGAAUCCUGCCAGAACAUGGAUGGGAGAAGCCCUUUGUGAACAGGAAGAUCUUGGCCAGCACAACCCUCAGCUGAUUGACUAACAGACUAAGGUGGGACAGAAAGGCUGAGCGAGACCCAGGAAGGAGCCUUGGAAAUGGGAGGGAUCUAAGCCAGCCGUGACCAGCUGCAUCCUUUGUUAAGAGGGCUUGAGCCAGUUUUAAUAAAGUUGGUAUGUGGUGGACCCUU
Echinops telfairi (small Madagascar hedgehog) is the source of this 1651-nucleotide messenger RNA. RefSeq names its product globoside alpha-1,3-N-acetylgalactosaminyltransferase 1 (FORS blood group) (gene GBGT1). Bases 215 to 1258 code for a protein of 347 amino acids. Gene Ontology annotation, molecular function: globoside alpha-N-acetylgalactosaminyltransferase activity. Lineage: Eukaryota; Metazoa; Chordata; Mammalia; Afrosoricida; Tenrecidae. Gene Ontology annotation, biological process: carbohydrate metabolic process. The record is from RefSeq and is a predicted model, not a curated record. The transcript has 7 exons. Gene Ontology annotation, cellular component: vesicle; Golgi apparatus; membrane.